This is a messenger RNA of Cornus florida, 1221 nucleotides long. RefSeq names its product serine/arginine-rich SC35-like splicing factor SCL30A. Gene Ontology annotation, molecular function: RNA binding. Gene Ontology annotation, biological process: mRNA splicing, via spliceosome. Gene Ontology annotation, cellular component: cytoplasm; nuclear speck. The record is from RefSeq and is a predicted model, not a curated record. The transcript has 6 exons. Bases 146 to 934 code for a protein of 262 amino acids. NCBI's taxonomy places the organism in Eukaryota, Viridiplantae, Streptophyta, Magnoliopsida, Cornales, Cornaceae.
UAGUACAUGUUUUGUUUGGGAGGAAUAAGAUCUAGGGCAAAACAAUUCCUCUUCGUUUCCGCGUUGUUGUGCGAGCAGCUUGACGGCGAUCAGCUACCACUGAUAGGCCACCACCGCAAUCUGAGUUCAAAGUAUUCCUGAUUGAAUGAGGGGAAGGAGUUACAGCCCGUCACCACCGAGGGGUUAUGGCAGACGAGGAAGGAGCCCUAGCCCAAGGGGUCGCUAUGGUGGUGGUGGUGGCCGUGGUGGCGGUAGCAGUAGAGAUCUUCCAACCAGUCUUUUAGUUCGCAACCUUCGCCAUGAUUGUAGGCCAGAAGACCUUCGGAGGCCAUUUGGGCAUUACGGUCCUCUCAAGGACAUUUACCUUCCAAGAGAUUAUUAUACUGGGGAGCCACGUGGCUUUGGUUUUGUCCAGUAUGUAGAUCCUACUGAUGCUGCUGAAGCUAAAUAUCAAAUGGAUGGUCAAAUUUUUCAAGGACGACAGCUGACUGUUGUAUUUGCGGAGGAGAACAGGAAGAAGCCAUCUGAUAUGAGGACAAGGGAGCGGAGGGGUCGAUUUUCGGAUCGAAGACGGUCUCCACCUCGUUAUUCUCGCUCACCUCGGUACUCUCGAUCUCCACCCCCUCGCUAUUCUAGAUCAGCACGAUCUCGCAGUCGUGAUUACUAUUCUCCGCCGCCCAAGGAAAGGUACUACUCUAGGUCUGUUUCACCUCAAGAGAAGAGGUACAGUCGAGACAGGUCACUCUCCCGUUCUCCUGCUGCUUAUAAUGGCUCGAGGAGUCCCAUUCGUAGUCCAUUAAGGGAGCGUUCUCCCCCAUAUAAUGGAUCAAGAAGCCGCAGCAGAAGUCCAGUUGCGGAGCGUUCUCGAGUUAGGGACCUAAGCCGGAGCCCAAGUCGAAGCCGGAGCCGAACCCCGAAUCCUGUAGAUUACUGAAGGGAACCAGGCAGGAAAGUCUCCUAGUCAGUGAGCUUUAUGCAUUGUACUUGUAGUUGGAAACUUGGAUGGUUUCAAGUCGGAUGUUUCUCUAGACAUGCUUUAAAUGGUAGUAGCUGUUAGGAACAUAUUAUGCGCUUGGUUUGAUUGCUGAAAAACCUAAGUAGAAAAAGGACUAUGCAGUUAUUAAGCUCAAUCGGAUAAUUCAGAAUUCCCAGUAUACAAGCUUAUAACAUUCCUCCUUUAUUUUAUUAUUAUUAUUAAGUGAGACAAUAUUGCAUUUGAAA